CUGAGGGGGGAACAGCGCUCCCAGUAUCGCGAGAACGACAACUAGCCGCCCAAUUGCCAAAUCUUCAGCGUUCCAUCUGGCACUUAAAGCUAUGGUCACAGUAAUUGUAGGAGAAGCUGCUGGAACUGGUGUUACAAUAAGAUAACCAUGAAUCUGCUGUUAUUUUUUAUUUUGGGAUUGCUUGUUCAUUUUGUGUUCUUUGUCUCCAUCUUCGACAUUUACUUUACUUCUCCCCUGGUACAUGGUAUGACUCCUCAAUGGACUCCUUUGCCACCUCCAGCAAAACGAUUAGUGUUAUUUGUUGCUGAUGGCCUUCGAGCAGAUUCUCUCUAUGAAUUAGAUGAAAAUGGAGCUUCUAGAGCACCAUUUAUCAGGAAUAUAAUAAUGCAUAAAGGUAGCUGGGGUAUUUCUCAUACACGUGUACCCACUGAAUCCAGGCCAGGACAUGUGGCACUGAUAGCUGGUUUUUAUGAAGAUGUCAGUGCAGUUGCUAAAGGAUGGAAAGAGAAUCCUGUGGAAUUUGAUUCUCUUUUCAAUGAAAGCAAAUAUACUUGGAGCUGGGGAAGUCCAGAUAUUUUACCUAUGUUUGCUAAAGGUGCAAGUGGAGACCAUGUUUAUAUCCAUUGUUAUACAGCUGAAAAAGAGGACUUUGGUGCACAAGAUGCAACACGGCUUGACACCUGGGUUUUUGACCAGGUUAAGGACUUUUUCCAGUCUGCUAAAAGUAACCAGUCUUUGUUCUCAAAAUUGAAUGAAGAGAAAAUAGUGCUGUUCUUACAUUUGUUGGGAAUAGACACAAAUGGGCAUGCUCACCGACCAUCAUCAAGGGAAUACAAGGACAAUAUAAGAAAAGUUGAUAAUGGAGUGAAGGAAAUAGUGUCCCUUCUGGAGGAUUUUUAUGAAAAUGAUGGGAAAACAGCCUUUGUCAUUACCUCUGAUCAUGGAAUGACAGAUUGGGGAUCCCAUGGUGCUGGUCAUGCCUCAGAGACUUUAACACCUUUGAUCUCUUGGGGAGCUGGAAUCCGUUAUCCACAGCAGGUAUCAACCCAGCUCUUUGAUGAUGAAUUUUUGAAAGAAUGGCAGCUGGAGAACUGGAAGAGGCAAGAUGUCAAUCAGGCUGACAUAGCACCAUUGAUGGCUUCCCUCAUUGGAGUUCCAUUUCCCCUUAAUUCUGUGGGAAUCCUGCCUCUGGAUUAUCUUAAUAAUAGUGAUCUUUUCAAAGCAGAGAGCAUCCUCACAAAUGCAUUACAGAUUCUUGAACAGUUUAAGAUAAAAAUGACUCAGAAAAAGGAAGUCACCCUGCCAUUUUUAUUUACACCAUUUAAGUUACUUUCUGAUUCCAAACAGCUUGAGAUGUUAGGAAAAGCAAGGUCCUACCUUAAACAGAAGAAAUAUCAGGAUGUGAUCUCUCUUUGCAAGGAACUGAUUCACCUUUCCCUGGAAGGCUUGUCAUAUUACCAUACUUACAACAGAUUCUUUCUGGGCAUCAGUGUUGUUAUCGGUUUCAUUGGAUGGAUAUCUUUUGCUACUAUAAUGAUUAUCAAGUCUCAUUCUAGUCUGAAAAGAAGUGUUAUUAAAGGUGGAAAGAAACCCCACCAUCUCCUGCCAUGCAGUUUUGUAGUUAUUGGAGUUCUAAUAGCCUUCUUCCUGCUGAUUCAAGCCUGUCCCUGGACCUAUUACAUAUAUUGUUUGUUACCAGUGCCAAUAUGGUAUGCAGUUCUCAAAGAAUUCCAAGUUAUUCAAGACCUGAUCACAUCAUUGUUGACCUUUUCUGGAAAACAUUCAGUUGUGUUUUUACUAGUUUUCGCCCUGGGGAUUGAAAUAUUAGUUCUCAGCUUUUUCUACCGCUACAUGCUUACCGCCGGUCUUAUUGUAUUUGCGUGCUGGCCAUUUUUCACACAACUCCGGAUUCAAGCAAAGAUAACAUCGCUAGGAUGGACUCUCUUUUCUUUACUUCUUGCAGUGUUUCCUCUAUUGCCUGUUUUAGGACGGGAGCCAAAUAUCACUCUAGUAACAGGAGCAGGUUUGCUCAUUUUUUUGAUCUCCUUGUCAUCCUUUGUAUAUCUCUGGAAAAGCAAAAGUAAAUACUCUUUUGAAGACCUGCCAGUACAUCUGUGUCAGAUGGUGGGUAUACUUAUUUCCACAUAUAUUGUGAACAGUACUCACAAUAGUCUUCUUCAGAAACAAGGCUUGCCUCAGAUUAACCAGAUUGUUAGCUGGGCCAUACUGGCCUCUUCCUUGGUUGUGCCAUUACUGGGUCCCACGAUUGUCUUUCAACGAUUACUUAGUAUACUUCUCUCAUUGAUGUCAACCUAUCUGCUGUUGAGCACAGGGUAUGAAGCUUUCUUUCCCUUUGUGUUGUCAUGCUUAAUGUUGGCAUGGAUACACGUGGAACAAGAAAUGCUGCAGCAAUUGGGGGUUUCCUGUACACAAAAGCUCACCAGUAUCCAUUUUGCCUAUAAUACAGAUAUAACUCAGUUCCGGCAACUCCACCUGGAUGACAUCCGUAGGUCCUUCUUCUUUGUUUUCUUCAUAGUGACAGCCUUUUUCGGAACAGGAAACAUAGCUUCUAUUAACAGUUUUGAUCCUUCUUCUGUCUAUUGUUUCCUGACUGUGUUUAGCCCCUUUAUGAUGGGAUCCUUGAUGAUGUGGAAGAUUUUAAUUCCUUUUGUUCUUGUGAUGUGUGCUUUUGAAGCGAUUCAAGUAACAACACAACUCUCAUCAAAAAGCCUUUUCCUCAUUGUCCUUGUUAUUUCAGACAUCAUGGCACUGCAUUUUUUCUUCCUGGUCAAAGAUUAUGGAAGCUGGCUUGAUAUUGGAACAAGCAUUAGCCACUAUGUGAUUGUCAUGUGUAUGACCAUCUUCCUGGUUUUACUCAGUGGACUGGCACAACUCCUAACAACAAAGAAAAUCAAACUGUGGGGGAAAGCCAAGCCCCAUUUCAUGUGACAUUGCUGCAGAUUUCCUUUGGCACCUGGAUUUCAUUCAGCCUCUUCUUCUUCUACGCUUCUAUUUUUAAACUCUAAUUUAGGAGGAUUGACAUGUCAUAAAAACCCAUCAAGGAUUCAACAUAAUUUGUUUCUGGAAGAUUAAUAAUGAUGUAUAACAGUUUCUGCUCUUACAAAGGGAUUUGGGAUUCUGGAUCUAGAGGUAUCUAGAAUUAAGUAGUUUCACUUGUUGAAGUUACAUUUUUGUCCAAAAAAAUGUGGUUAUAUCUUUGGAAAAACCAUCAUGAAAGUAUUUGAAAGUAUUCUUCAUCUUCAUUUUUUCCCUUUAGCUGCAGUUUUUCUUACAGUUGUUGUUAUUCUGCACCUGGAGAGAGCUGGCUUUUGUCCGAGGAUAAAUACAGCCCUUACAGAACAGCUGUAGGUAUACUCUAUGAAGAUUUUAUUAACAUAUUUCUUGUGCUGAUUAUAUCCCAAACCACAACUAUGACUGAACUUUGACAUUUAUCACCAAGUGGCACCAUAGUAUUUAUCAAUAUGUAGAAUUAGCUUUGAGUUCAUAUUUUCUAACUGGCUGAAUGACAUAUUAUUUAAUUCUUCUGGUCUUUAAAAGAUCUCUGAUUUCCUCAGUGUGACUGGCCAAAAAAUUUUAUCACCUGGUGGCCGAAUUUUGAUGAUGGAUAUUUUUGCUUUCAGUCAGGUUAGACCUUGAGUAGGAGUUUACUGGGUCAGUCCUUAAAGGCUUUCCAUUCUGACAGGAACUGACAGAGUCAAGAGUACUGUGCCUGACUAACAUAGCCUAGAAUCCAGAGUUGCCAGACAAUCAGGAGGCAUCAAAAUAGGAUUUUAGUUGAGGUUCAGGUUUACUGAAAUAUAAAAGUUAGCUGUUGACAUUUUUGUCUAUAGGAUUCAGUAGGAAGAGUAUUGUCUUUAGAAUUAAAAGACCUGGAUUCAAAUUCUACCUCUGAUUUUUACUAACUACGAGAUCUUGGGCAAGUCAUUUAAUCUCCUUGGGUCUCAGGUUCUUCACCUCCAAAAGAAAGAGCUUGAUCCAGAUCAAGGUUUUUUGUUUGUUUGUUUGGGGUGUUUUGUCUUUUAAUUUAAAUGUAUUUAUUUAUAAAUUUUCCAUUCCAAAUUCUCUCCCUCUCUUUAGUCCCUCCUUCCCACCUACUGAGAAGACAGGUGAUAUAUCAGAAUUAAACUUGUGAAAUCAUGCAAAAUACAUUUCUAUAUUAGCCAUGUUGUCAGAAAAAGACAAGAAAAGUAAAAUUUAAAAAUAUAUUUUUCAAUCUGCAUUCAAAUUUCAUCAGGUCUUUCUCUGGAGGUGGAUAGCAUUUUUCAUGAUGAGUCCUUUGGAAUCGUCUUGUAUCACUGUAUUCAUGAGAGUAUCUAAGUCCUUCACAGUUAUAGAUCAAGUUUUCUUAACCUUUUUUUGGUAUCAUUGAUCCCUUUGACCCUCUGGUAAAGACUACAGACCCCCUUCUCAGAAUAACUACAUAAAAUAAAACAUACAGGAUAACAAAGGAAACAAAUUACAUUGAAAUACAAAUACCAAAAAGAAAAAAAUGCUUUAAGAACAAAUUUAUGGAGCCCAGGUUAAGAACUUUAGUCUGGAGCAAUCCAUGAACAAUGUAAAUAGCUUCUGAACCUCCUUUCAGCUCUAAAUCUGUGUUCUGUGAUUCUUUUCUUCUCCCCAAAUCCUACCAAAUGUAGUGAGAAAAAAGCAGAUUUGUUUUCUUAAUUCCAAUAGCUAUAAAGGCAAUGAGAGGGCUUUUCAUGGGUAGAUGUAAUCUGGUGGAUCUUCUCAAAUUAGCAAAAUAGAAAGUGUUUAAUAUUUUAUAUGAUGGAAGAACAUUUGAUUUAGAGUCGGAAGACGGGUUCCCAUUUCAGCUCUGCACACAAACUAAUUAUGGGACUGUGGAAAAAUUGGUCAACCUCUGAGAUCCUCAUAGGAUCGAAAAUUAUGUCCUUAGAAGCCAUACUGUCCAGUUCCCACACUUUACAAUAGAGAAAACAAGUUCACUUUAAUCAUAAAUAAAAUGAUGGUGAUAUCUCACUAAAUUUAUAGGUAUUAAGAUUGACAAACUUGUCUACCACUCAACAGUUUUGAGAAAAGUGCUUUGUAAACCUUAAACAUCAUAUAAAUAAAAAGAAAUAUAAAAAAAAUUUUCAUAUCAUAGAACACUUAGUACAUUUGAUUAUCUUUUCCUGUGGGUUAAACUAUAAAAUAUUUCAUUGUCAACCUAAAGGAGCCAUAUUUCAUUUGAGUUCAACAAACAUUUAUGGAGUCCUUGUACUUCCAUAUACUUGUUUGUAGAACACUAUGAUUGGCAAGAGAUACAACAUGUAUCAAACCAAGGUCCUACCACCAUGAAGCUUAUGGUCAGUCUAGUAGAGAAAAACAAUAUAUUUGUAGAUAAAAUAUAAAUUCCUUAAGGGCAAACCAUUAUCAUAUCUGUCUUUACAUUCCUCCAGCCUAGCAUGUUGUAGGCACUUAAUAAAUGCUUGUUGAUUAACAAUCAUAUAACUAUAAUGCACGAGAGGCACAUUAAAAAUCUAAAAACCAAGGUCUCUGUAACAUAGAAGAUGGAAACAGUUUCUGAAUAAAUUUAAAAUUCUAGAGCUUACAAUGCAUAUUAGAAAACUGGACUGCUGACAUUUCUGCCUACGAAAUUACAGCCCAAAGCCUAAACAUCCUUUCAUUAAAUUCAGAUUAUCAUCUGUAAACCAACAAAAUAUUUUCAGAGCAAUUCUUAUUUAGUCUUCCCUUAAAGUAACCUUUCUAAGUUGCCAUAGAUUUGGCCUUUUUUCUCCAGACAUCAUCAUUUUCUCUCUUUUUGGCAUAACAUUCAUGUGUCCAAAAAUGACAGUGGAAUAACUAAAAAGUUGCCUUGGGCUGAUGUGAAACUCUUUGGAUAUGAGACCCAUUUUAAAGAAGGAAUUGCUUUUAAAUUAAAUUAGAAUGUUGCUAAUUCACAGUAAUGACUAGGAAGCCUGCUGAAGAUUACUAAAUUUUUCAACUUGUUGGGUGAGUGAGCAAACACAAUUUAGAAGAUUCAGGGAAUCAGUUUGGUAAAAUGUUCUUUGUUUCUUUCUCCGUAGAAUUGUAUCUUGGUUUUAAAUUAUUUAUGGUAAUACUGCAACACACACCAGCCAAACAUUAUACAGUACGUAUCUGUGUGUAUAUACAUGUAUAGAUUUCCAUUUUGACCAUGUUAAAAUAAGACCUUGGGUAUGAUCUUUAAUCUUUGCCAAGAAUUAAGAUAAUAUUGUUGUCUUUUUGAUUCAUGUCCUUAAGGAUUAGUGAAUUUUUCUGAUGCCCCGAGGACUUUUUGGUUAGUUUUUUCUACAGCUAGGAGAAAGCUGUUCUUAUAAAUAUUUAUCUUGUGUAACUCAGUUUAAAUCCAAGCUUGGCUUAUUUACUCUUCUUUUCCUCUGCCCCUAAAUUUUCACACAAAGGAAUGAAUGAAUAUUUUAUCUCUGCAUUGUAAAAGGUGCAGUAUGUUUUGUGCAGAGCAUUAUUUUGCUAAUCAAAACAUGCCUCUUGUAGUAUGGAGACAAUGUGUGGUUUUACCAAAAGGGAAACAUUCUGAGGCAAUUCUGGUUUUACUUUGCAAUGAUCUAUAAAUAGGCUCCUCUGAUUCACUUAGAUAACCGACUUAGCUUCAGGGACCUUCCCUGUUUUGCAGUUUACAAAAUGUCUUGAGAAAUACUGAAAUGUAGAUUUUGGUUUUUGUAUUUCAAAUGGCCAAAAAAAAAAAAAUAGGUUUCACUGAAAAAUGAGUGUGGGCAACUCUAAUAUGAUACCUGCUAAGAAUCUCUGAUUGAAUUCUAGUCUUUGCUAUGCUAAGAUUUUCAUUUUAAGGUCUAGGAUUUUUGCUAACCCUGUUUUCAUUAUUAGGGGGUACCUAAGGCAAUUAACAUUUUCAUAUAAAGUUGAAACUAUAUUGACCAAAGAGUAGAAUAUGGUUGUGCCCUCAGUGUUUCCAUUCUCUACCUCAUAGGGCUGUUUUAAGGAUCCGACGUGUAUUCAAGGUACUUUAUAAACUGUAAAGCUUUAUGCAAAUGAAAGUUACUUAUUUCCCCUAGAAGCAAUUUUUGAAUGGUAUGUCAGCUUCCAGGAUAAUCCAAAAAAGUUCAUUAAAACCAUUAUGUAGGAGAGCUAAAGAACCUAGCAUUUAUCACAUCAUUCAGGGUGAAAGCCCUGAAUGUCUGCUUUUACUCCCGUAAGACAUCUUUUCUUUUCCAUUCCUCAAGCUCAGUGUAGAAAUGACAUCUAGGGCUUCCCUCUCUGCCAUUGAGCACCUAGAAGCCAGAGCAGAUGAGAAGAGAGGAAGGAAACAGGGCAGAAAGCUAGGCCCAGCCAAGUUGGGAAAAGGAAGAGAAGAGAAAAGGGAGUAGCUAUUCCCUUAGAAUCUUUGACAAAGACCAAGAAAGAGGCAGAUUUUCAUUAUUGAGCACUUCCUGCCCUGUAUCAGAAUGAGUUUUCAAUGAAACAAUUUUCUGGGUUAUAAAAGUAGAGUGUUCAUAAUUUAUUGGUAUAUAUUUAGGUGGGAUUGUUAUGGUGUAUUUUUCUAGUGUUGGUGACAGAAUUUUGUAUUUGGAAGCGGGCCCCCUUUUUUUUACUGUCAUUACUUUUUUUAAAAAAUUUCACUUAUUAAAUAAAUUUUAGAAAGAAUUAUAUAUAGAAUUUUCAAGUUUGAAGAUUUCAUGCAUUCAGUCCACUUCCCUUAAAUUUUUACAGACUGAAUUAUAGUUUUCAUUUGUUGUGUUCUUCUGACUAAUGCAUUUAUUUGCUUUACCAGAAAUUGGGUUUCAGGGAUUUUCUGGUUAAUUGAAGACCAACUCAAAAACAAUUUGGAACAUUUGUAAAAAAUAUAUGAGGUCUCUGCUGACAAUGUCAAUGUAUUAUAUGUAAUAUAACUUAAUCAUUCUGAAAAAGUAAGUUCUCUUAAUGUUAUUUGGGUUUUACAGUGUUUAUAGGAGAGAUAAGCAAUUGCAUGGUUUUUUUAUGCCAUAGAAGUUCCUUUUUUAAUAAAUUCCUAAUUUCAGUUUGUUUUUUCCUAAA
Dromiciops gliroides (monito del monte) is the source of this 8013-nucleotide messenger RNA. It is a transcript of the gene PIGN, whose product is annotated as phosphatidylinositol glycan anchor biosynthesis class N. Gene Ontology annotation, cellular component: endoplasmic reticulum membrane. Gene Ontology annotation, molecular function: mannose-ethanolamine phosphotransferase activity. The transcript has 30 exons. Lineage: Eukaryota; Metazoa; Chordata; Mammalia; Microbiotheria; Microbiotheriidae. The coding region runs from base 148 to 2949 and encodes 933 amino acids. The record is from RefSeq and is a predicted model, not a curated record. Gene Ontology annotation, biological process: GPI anchor biosynthetic process.